Messenger RNA from Serpula lacrymans var. lacrymans S7.9, 953 nucleotides. RefSeq lists its product as uncharacterized. The coding region runs from base 682 to 888 and encodes 68 amino acids. Lineage: Eukaryota; Fungi; Basidiomycota; Agaricomycetes; Boletales; Serpulaceae. The transcript has 5 exons. The record is from RefSeq and is a predicted model, not a curated record.
GGGUGCGUUAUAGAACACAGCCACCUCAAAACUGGGUUUUGACCAUUUCUUCAUCUGUGUCGAGUCUAAAGCCUGAGGAAUUUAGCCUGAUUGCGUUGUCUACCAUCGCAGGCCAACAGAUACUGCGAUUUGUCUGAACCAGUCUAAUAUUCCGAGUCCAACUGGUCGAACUGGCUGUUACGAUGCCCCACGCGAACUUACAAUCCACUGUUAGUAGGAUGGAACCGAAUGAACGACAUUAAUCUGAACUGCGAGGUCCAUUUGAACGUCAAAUUUAUUUGUCAAUUGGAAUAUCAAAAACAUGCCGAAAAAUACAUCGUUCUCAAAUACUGGAUGUCCUCUUGAUUUUAUUCUCGGAGUUCGAUGUACAUGUGUGCGAAAAUCGUCCUGAAUCCAUGUAUGCUCGAUGCCCCACUUGCAAAGUUGACCCAGACGCAUAAAGCCUUCAAAGGACCUGCCUCGCGAACAUUCUUUGGGGGACCAUAUGUGGCUUAGCACCGUGAAUAUUAUGUGCCUGCAGACCUUUGGGAAAUAUCCCACAUUUCGGCUGAAAUGACGUUGAGCCUAUGAUGGCCAUUCCUUAGAACUGAACAUGGAAAAUACGUACCUUGUCCAGCAUGUGCUCACUCCAGACAAUGGCAUUCGCGCGCAAAGGCCAUACGUGUCCUUGACUCCACCGUAAUGCGUGCGCUGAGCCUCAUUUGCCCUACAAGACCCUUCCUCCCCACCCUGCUAUACGUAUGCUCCAUUGGACUGAAGACUAUGGCAGAUCCAGGAGUAAAGAAAUACGACAGACGGUACUGCGGGCAAAAAUUGUGCGAUCUAUCACUUCCUCCUGCUAUCGCAAGCAUCUAUGCCAGAGCCGCCUUGCCCGCUGAGAAGCAGUGAUGACCGCAGCAAGGACAGUCUUCAGCAGACCUUCCCUAAGUCAAUCACUACAACGCUAGACUGGA